This is a messenger RNA of Didymodactylos carnosus, 915 nucleotides long. Lineage: Eukaryota; Metazoa; Rotifera; Eurotatoria; Philodinida; Philodinidae. The record is from the annotation of a GenBank genome assembly.
AUGAAAGUCAGUUCUGAAGCGGCAUUAGAAUUGAACGAUAUUACAAAUCCAAUUAGUCGAGCAUUUUAUGAAGAUACUCGUGAUGGUUUAAUUGAAAAUAUUCAAAGAUAUUUAGAGAUUCUUCCAGCAUCUAAUGUCGACAUCUAUCUAAAUACAGCUUACAAUGACGGCAAAAAGAAAUGUACUCCACUUGUCAUUGCAUCGGAAAAUGGACAUUAUCACAUUUUACAGUUAUUUUUGGAAACUAAAUGUAGAGCAAAUAUAGAAGGAGAAGGAACAAUUGUAAUUGAGAAUCGGAUCAUACGUGGAGUGACAGCUCUAUGGAUUGCUGCAGCUAACGGUCAUUUCUCAAUUGUUCAACUCUUAGUUGAACAUGGUGCCGAUGUUAAUCAUACAACAAAAACAAAUUCAUCACCACUAAGAGCUGCUAGUUAUUAUGGUUAUAUUAAAAUCAUACAAUAUCUUGUUGAUCAUGGUAGUGAUGUACAUUCAUUAAAUCAUUUUAACAGUAGUCAUAUGAACAUAGCUGCUUAUCGUGGUCACAUUAACGUUGUUCAAUAUCUUUUACAGUCGGGAUGUAAUCCUAAUAUAAAAGAUAAUGAUUUAUCAAUUGCAUUACAUGAAGCAGUUGCAGGAGGUCAUUUGAAAAUAGUAAAAUUUUUAUUAUUACAAUACGAGAAUGCUAGUAAUUCAAAUAUAACUUUAAAAAAUAAAUACAAUUUGACACCAUUGAUGGUGGCAGCUAGACACAGACACUUAUCAAUCGUUAAUUAUCUGAUUGAAAAUAAUUAUUGUACAGAUAUAGAAUGCAUUGAAGCUUUAGAAUUAUUAGGUGCUUCACAUUAUUGUCAAAAUGAAAAUAAUCCAGAUGAGGGUUUUGAAUAUCUUGUAAGAAAUAAUUCACUAAUCACCUAA